AUGAUCUGUCACCUGGAGGGCGUGCUCAUUCUCGGCAAAUCAUCUUACGGCCCCUGCAGUGACACCGGGCUGGUCCAGCUUGUUCCCAAGGUGCUACGGUUGGCAGGCCUAGCGUCCACCCACUCGAAGCACCGUUGUCGGUCUCCCGACCGGCGCCCUGUGCGCAAGGUGCUUCUGUAUGGGCCUUCUGUGACAGGCAAGACAUGCUUGGCUAGCGCCAUCGUUGCACGCAGCAGCAACGCCACCGUCUACUACGUGUCCACGCCCGUGCUGCUCAACAGGUGCCGACUCCGGGGUGAUGUCGUGCUGGUUCACUCGCUGUUCGACGAUGCCCUGCGGAGAUCUCCCUGCGUGCUUUGCUUCGACGACCUCGACGCACUGUGCAGCCUCCCGAAGUCGCCCAGGGACCAGGAGCGCCUGCGGGCCCUGAAGUGCGCGUGGCUCGAGCGCGUGUCCCGGCUGCCGACCAAGGCGGGCCCGGUGCUCGUCAUGGGUGUUAUCAACAACCCGUGGCUCUUGGACGACGAUGUGCGUUCGCAGUUCGAGCGCAUCCUGUUCGCUCCGUUGCCCCCAGAGUCCGACCGGCUGCGUCUGCUCAAGCAGCUCGUGCGCAGUCCCGCGCUCACUGACGAGGACUACAGACACCUGGCGAAGCGCACCGAAGGAUUUACCAGCACGUUCCUGGCCAUGUUGGCGGCGGAGGCGCAGCGCAACGCACGUGCCGUGUGCGAGCACGUGUACGACCGGGCCGUGGACACGUCGGGCGCGUUGAAGGUGACGCUGAGCGACAUUCUCACCGCCAUGGAGAAGGUCGAACUCCCCGAGUCUGUGAGCCGCAGGAGCAGCGUCACCAGCUCCAAGACAGAGUCCACCACCGCCGCGCUGCCGUAGCUGCCAGCGAAGGGGCCGGAUCCGGAAA
Rhipicephalus sanguineus (brown dog tick) is the source of this 919-nucleotide messenger RNA. Its product is annotated as vacuolar protein sorting-associated protein 4B. Gene Ontology annotation, molecular function: ATP binding; ATP hydrolysis activity. The transcript has 5 exons. The record is from RefSeq and is a predicted model, not a curated record. NCBI's taxonomy places the organism in Eukaryota, Metazoa, Arthropoda, Arachnida, Ixodida, Ixodidae. Bases 1 to 891 code for a protein of 296 amino acids. Gene Ontology annotation, biological process: vacuole organization; endosomal transport.